AUGGGAGAAGCAGUGGCGACGGCGUUGAAUAAACCGGCUUCGGUAAACCAGUGGAAGUUGGGGCUUGUGUGGCCGGAUACGUUGGAUUUGCUGUCGGAGUUUGACGGGAAGAGGUAUCGGUUGCAGAGGAGGUUGAUUGGGCCGGUGUAUACUGCCAGUAAUGUUAAAAAGUUUGAGGGGGCGGUUGAUGGGGUUGUUGCUGCUGCUGUUGCGAGGCUGAAGGUCAUCGAAGGCUGUGGAGGGGGCGCGGGAACGGUCGACUUGAAGGAGUGGAUGCAUAUCAUUGCUGUUGAGUGCUUGGGGGCGGUGGUGCUGGGGUGGUCGCCGGGGUAUAUCAAGACUGGGAGUGAUGGGGGGACGAGUAAGCAAAGCUAUAUGGGAUGGAAAAGGAAGAGCCUUUUUGGGUUGUUUCCUGCUGUGACAAAGGUGUCACUGUUGGACUCUGGGAUGGGGAAAAGGGUUGGGAAGUGGUUAGGGAGGUUUUGGGCGGAUGCUUGGGGAGUUACCUUUGCGACGCCGAAGGGGUUCAAACCUUUCUUCACGCCGGUGUAUCAAAAGGUGUCGAAACGAAUCACCGCCGCUCUAGCCCCUUCACAAAGUGCAAAAGCUAAAGUGAAGAAAAACAAAUCACCGGAAGUGAAAGAGGACCUGCUCACCGACUUGAUACAGCUUCACCUCUCCCGGCCUGACGAAUUUACUGACAACUACCUCCGGCGGAUGGCAGUCACGAAUUUCGGCGCGGGACACGAGACGUUGUGCGCUACACUGACCUCGGUUCUUGCCAUGAUUGGCUCGCAUGCUGAAGUCGAGGCACGAUGUUUUGCCGAGAUUAGCAGCCGUCUGCAGGGUGGGCCACACAAGAGACGAUAUGAUUUGGAAGAUGUUACGAAACUGAGAUACACCCAAGCCGCCAUCAAGGAAGCGCAGAGGCUGUGGCCGGUGAUAGGCAUGAGCUUGUCCCGAACAGUUCCGGAGGAUGGAUGUGUAAUAGGGGGGUAUGCCAUUCCAGCAGGCACAACUGUGGGCUGUAGUCCGCUUGGGCUACAUGCGUUCAAUGAAGAUGUGUUUGGGGUGGAUGGGUUAGAGUACAGACCAGAAAGGUGGCUGAUUGAGGACCUGGAAAGAUUAAGAGCGAUGGAGAGAAGUAACUUAAUAUGGGGUGGGGGAGGCAGAACGUGUCCAGGGAGGUAUUUGGCUGAGAUGAUUGUCUUCAAAGUGGUCACUGCGCUGCUGGCGGAGUUUCAAGUCGAAGUUGUCGAGAUGCCGGAAGAAGGAAAGAUGGAGUGCUACUUUAUGGCGAUGAUGUCUGGCGUGGUGGUAAGACUCAGAGAGAGGUCUCGAUAA
Podospora bellae-mahoneyi is the source of this 1344-nucleotide messenger RNA. RefSeq lists its product as uncharacterized. Bases 1 to 1344 code for a protein of 447 amino acids. The transcript is spliced from 2 exons. Gene Ontology annotation, molecular function: iron ion binding; monooxygenase activity; heme binding. The record is from RefSeq and is a predicted model, not a curated record. NCBI's taxonomy places the organism in Eukaryota, Fungi, Ascomycota, Sordariomycetes, Sordariales, Podosporaceae.